CGAUGCGACGAGCGCGGAGCGUCAUCGGGAAGAGGCACACCCUGGUCUCGGGUUAGCCAGGUCUCUGUUCCCGGCAGAUAUAAUACAUCUUGCCCAGCCCCAUCAGCUCCUGGGCUUUACUCCUCCUUACACUUUAGAACUCUGGAACAUUUCGUUGUCUUCACUGUGACCUCAUCCCGCAAAGUCGCACAGACGCCGACGAGCCUUUCAGUACAAUCAUCUAUUCUCCAUAUAGCACAGAACCCAAUCCGUCAUGUCUCUCGCCAACGACAAAUUCCCCUCCUCGGCCGCUUUUGACGCCAUCGCCAGCGCCCUUAGCAACGACGCCGAUAAGAAGGACGCCAUCAAGCAGGGCAAGGCGCUCUUCGCCUUCACCCUCAAGAACACUGCGGGUGAGACUGAGAGCUGGCACAUUGACCUGCGCGAGAAGGGCGAGGUCGCCAAGGGUCUUGGAGAGAAGCCGAAUGUCACCCUGACGCUAUCCGAUGCCGACUUCGGCAACCUGGUGAUCGGCAAGGCCAAUGCGCAGAAGCUGUUCAUGAGCGGGAAGCUCAAGAUCAAGGGCGAUGUCAUGAAGGCCACCAAGCUGGAUCCCAUCCUGAAGAAGGCCCAGACCAAGGCUAAGCUAUGAGCGGUACCGGGGGCUUUUGGUUUAGAUUUACUACGAUUAAUCCGACUUGCUUGUUCUAGAUGGACGAUAUAUCGGUCCUCGCUUGAAUUCUCGACAGCGCUGUAAUGUUUGUCAGAAA
This is a messenger RNA of Gaeumannomyces tritici R3-111a-1, 749 nucleotides long. Its product is annotated as fatty acid-binding protein. The transcript has 3 exons. Bases 254 to 631 code for a protein of 125 amino acids. Gene Ontology annotation, cellular component: cytosol. The record is from RefSeq and is a predicted model, not a curated record. Lineage: Eukaryota; Fungi; Ascomycota; Sordariomycetes; Magnaporthales; Magnaporthaceae.